This is a messenger RNA of Trachymyrmex cornetzi, 1122 nucleotides long. RefSeq lists its product as uncharacterized. Gene Ontology annotation, molecular function: nucleic acid binding. Gene Ontology annotation, biological process: DNA integration. The coding region runs from base 1 to 1122 and encodes 373 amino acids. The record is from RefSeq and is a predicted model, not a curated record. The transcript has a single exon. Lineage: Eukaryota; Metazoa; Arthropoda; Insecta; Hymenoptera; Formicidae.
AUGACACUAGCAUACAUUCGACAAAGGUAUUGGAUAAUAGGCGGUCGAGUUCCCAUUCGAUCCUACAUUCUUAGAUGCGUAAGAUGUGCUCGAUAUCGCCAGAACAGAGCUCAGCAAUUGAUGGGUCAGCUUCCGGCGUCGCGUGUUACGCCUUCUCGCCCCUUCCUGAAUAGCGGAGUAGACUACGCGGGACCCAUCACAAUCAAAACCUGGCGAGGGCGGGCGGCAAAGACCUACAAGGGAUAUCUAGUAAUCUUUGUUUGCUUUUUUUCAUCCGCAGUGCACAUAGAAAUAGUCACAGACUAUACAACUGAGGCCUUCAUCUCCGCUUUCAAGAGAUUCUGUGCCAGACGCGGGAUCUGUGCGACACUACACAGUGAUUGUGGCACUAAUCUAGUCGGUGCGGAUCACGAGCUACGUCGACGAUUUGACUCAGCUUCUAAGGAACUAAAGGAAUUAGCAUCAUUGCUCGCGAAUCACGGCACUCAAUGGCUGUUCAAUCCCCCGGCCGUACCUCAUUUUGGAGGAAAAUGGGAGGCCGCGGUUAAAUCUACGAAAUUUCACCUUCGUCGUGUGGUCGGCGAUACUAUACUGACUUACGAGGAAUUAUCAACACUGAUGGCCCAAAUCGAAGCUGUUCUAAACUCCAGACCUCUUUGUCCAAUGUCAGAGGACAUCAGUGAUUAUACCGCUUUAACUCCUGGUCAUUUUAUUUUAGGGGAACCAUCCAUAAUUAUUCCGGAGCCAAAUCUAUCCGAACAGCCAAGUUCGCGUCUAACCCGAUGGCAACUCAUACGCCAAAGGGUCGAACAUUUUUGGAAACGAUGGACAAAAGAGUGCAUACAUCGCUAUCAAGCGAUAUCAAAGUGGCAUCAUCCAUCCACACAGUUGAAGGAGGGCUCCAUGAUUCUCCUCACAGAUGAAAGAUAUCCUCCAGCUAAAUGGCCACUAGCAAGAGUCUUGCAGUUACAUCCGGGCAAGGACGGGUUGACGCGAGUCGUGACUGUGCGAACUGCAACUGCUACCUAUAAACGACCGAUCACCAAGGUUUGCGUGCUACCUGCUGAUCAAGACCAGAUAUUCGAGAACUUCAUUCCCGAAGGCGGGCGGAAGGUUCAGUAA